This is a messenger RNA of Alnus glutinosa, 1586 nucleotides long. RefSeq names its product vinorine synthase-like. The transcript has a single exon. The coding region runs from base 134 to 1459 and encodes 441 amino acids. Lineage: Eukaryota; Viridiplantae; Streptophyta; Magnoliopsida; Fagales; Betulaceae. The record is from RefSeq and is a predicted model, not a curated record.
GAAGUCAACGUACAGAUCGAACCGGCCACUUCCUCCAUGGAUCUAUAAAGCAAGAAAUGCCCACCUUGAUCAAUCACGAUGCUCGUGCAGAGUUGAAUAACGUGGAGAGAACAAAAGAAAGAAACAAAGGAAAAUGAACAAGAUGAAGAAUGAGAUCAUUUCCAGGACGUGCAUCAAACCCUCCUCACCCACUCCGCCCCACCUGAAAAACUUCAAACUGUCUCUUCUUGACCAGCUGUUUCCCGCCAUCCAUAGCAACAUGACCUUCUUCUUCCCCUCCGUCGAUGCCCCCACCGACCCUGAUUUGGAAUUCUCACGCAAAUCCCAACUCCUACAGAAAUCCAUAUCCGAAACCCUCACCACCUUCUACCCUCUUGCCGGGCGCCUCGCCGACAACUCCACCAUAGACUGCAACGACGACGGUGCUCUCUUCAUCGAAGCCCGAACCGAUAGCCUACUUUCGGACUUCCUUAGCAAACCGGACUAUGAAACACUCGACCCCUUCCUCCCAACCACAGACCCAGAAACCAUGGAAUUAUCCAAGGGUACUUUUUGGCUCGUGAAAUUUUCCAUGUUCAGCUGCGGUGGCACAGCCAUCAGUCUCUCGCUCACUCACAAAAUCGCCGACUUCGCUGCGUUAAUCACACUGUUAAAGAGCUGGACCGCAACGUGUCGUGGAUUGAGCGAACCGCUGGUCCCGGAGUUCACUGCAGCUUCUAUCUUGCCGCCCAGAGAGAUUCUGGGCAUGUCAGCGUCCGUGCACAUUGCCGGCGAGAAGUUCAUACAAAGGAGGUUCGUGUUCAGCGCCUCUAAGGUCGCAGAGCUUAAAGAAAAAGUGCAAAGUGUGAUUGGGGGAGAGCAGUUCUUCGUCUCGCGUGUAGAGGUGAUACUAGCACUCCUAUGGAAAUGUGCGGUGGCCGUUGUCAAAUCAAAAACUGGGUCGUUCAAGCCGACGGCGUUGUUCCAAGCGGUGAAUCUCCGCUCGAGAAUGGACCCGCCGCUUCCGGACACAGUGUUUGGGAACUUUGUGUGUUCGUUUACGGUGAUCGUGGAGGAAGAGAGCGACAUGGAAAUACACCAGCUGGUGCAAGACAUGAGGAAGAACAAGAAUGACUUUCUCAACAACAAGGCGAAGAGGUUUCAAGGGGACGGAGGUUUCUCGGCUCUAAUGGAGGCUCUUAAGGAGAGGGGGGAGAUCUUCAAGAACAGGAAGGAAUUGGUCGCAUACCAAUGUACAAGUUGGUGCAAUUUUCCAUUGUAUGAAACCGAUUUCGGGUGGGGCAAGCCGGCGUGGAUGACAAGUGCAAAUAAGCUGGUGAGUAAUACCAUUUCUUUGCUGGAUACAAGUUCCGGCGGAGUUGAAGCUCUGAUAACAUUGGAUGAGGAAGAAAUGGCCAUAUUUGAACGCCAUGAGGAGCUCCUGGAAUUUGCUUCGGUGAACCCUAGCAUUGUUGUUUGAUUUAUCUGCUGGCGAAAUUUAUUAUUAUUUUCCUGUUUCUUGGUGAUAUAGAUCUUUAUCACCCAGAAAUUUAAAAUUUCUUUGAGAAGGCCGGUGUUCAUGAAAUUUAAAAUUUAUGAGUUGUAUG